GUUAGGCACAGCCCGUGAGGACCAGAGAUGACAGUGUAGACCCCUAAGCGGAGCCAAAAUGGGGCCACCUGGGUAUGGGCCCGGGGCGCGGACCCGACAGGUGUUUCCACCUCAACCUUCCUCAGAUUCUGAGCCAGAAACAGAGAGAGUUGGUGGUGGUGUCACUCAGCCCAGGACAGAUGAGCUGUUGGGUUUUCUCCAGCCAGGCAAGGAAAUGGUAGCUGUCUCAAGUUCAGCUGAGGGGUAUUAUGACACACUGCAGGCACUCAAGAUGGAAAACAGACAGUAUCUAUUAGAACUGGGCUUGCUCUACCAGGUAAAAUUGGAGAAUGACCAGAAACCCUUCAAGGAGGAACUGGAAGACUUCUUCCAAGACAACGGGAGAUUGACUCUGCAGGGCAAGCCCUAUGAGGCUUCAAGAUCUAGUAUCACAAGCCAGUCCAGUUCUUUAACUGACCUAAACUUGGACAGUCCUUGGGAUCAGCAAAAUCCUCUCUCACUUCCUCAGUCCCACCUGAGGCCAAAGAGUGCUGCAUCUGCCUGGGUCUCUACUAUCACCAUCCCCCAGCCCUUCAGGAUGACUCUGCGUGAAGCACAUAAAAAGCCCCAGUUGAUGAAAUCACGUGCAUCCCUUGAGCUGGAAAAACGAAGGGACAAAAGACAAAGUCAGGAGGAAGCAGAGUGCCAGAAGCAGUUCCGCGCACAGCCGGUGCCUGCCCAUGUUUACUUGCCACUCUACCAGGAAAUAAUGGAGCAGAAUGAGAUUCGCAGGGAGGUGGCAACACAGAAGAGAAAAGAGUUGCUCCUUUCCACUCAGCGACCCUUCAGCUUCCUAGAGAAGGAGGACAGGAAGGAGGAGGCCAUCAGACAGAAGAUCUUGGCAGCACGGGCUCCAGUUGAGAACUCCAAACCAAAGGGCAACAAGACAGUCCCUAAAUUCAUCUAUAACCCAGUUCUUGGGGAUAAACUCAAAGAAGCUGAACUCUACAGGAAAAUUCGCAUUCAGAUGAGAGCCAAGGAUUUGUUGGAAAACUCCUCCGCUCCUAUUGACCCUAGCAACAAACAAAGAGACCCACAGUUCCGAAUCGCCACCAAAACCAAACAAGAAAAACUCAGCUUCCUGCAAGACAACUUCAGCUUUAAACCAAGAAUUAACCCAGUGGUGCCUGAUUUUGAAACACUUUACUGGGCGUUUCAGAGAGAAGCAAUAAGGAUACGAGACGUCAAAGAGCCAACUCGUAAUCAACCGUUUAAACUGAGAACCUCCAAUCUCCGCUACAGGCAGAGAGAAGCUAAUGAGGAGAAAAUGAAGCAGCCUUCCAAGGCUCCCAUGCAAAGAAGUCGUUCUCUGACUGGUCUCUCCUCUCUCUCUUCCAACACCCUUCCAGUGCACAUUACAGAUGCAACAAGAAAGAGAGAAUCUGCUAUUAGAUACUGCCAGGAAGACAAAAAGAGCAGGGAGAAUGAAGGAAUUCAUUGGAUGGAGAUACAGAGAAAGAAAUGUCAGGCUAUGCAUAAAUCUAUGAGCAGCCGAGCAAAAGCAAUGGAUCCCCAUAAAAGCCUGGAGGAGAUACACAAGGAGAAGCUGAAACAGAACUGGUCAGUAUCCCAGGCCACACUGAUAGAUAGCUCUUUGCAGCACCCCUGUCAUGAUGCCCGGCAAGAGGCAGAGCGACACUACCGAGACACUCUUUGUCAGGUGGGGCUGAAUGAGGAAUUUGUAAAGAACAAAGGGAGAGAUGCUACUGACCUACCAAAGGAGGAAGAGUCUGAAACUCGCAGAGCUCAGGAGUCUCAGAGGGACACAGACAUUGGCACUGUACAGGAAGAAUCAUCAUCUUAGGAAGAGCAGGGAACAAAGAAUGACAACCUAAGAACCCUGCACAUGACUCAGUGGACCUACUUUCAAUAAUUUCCUUUAGUCCAAGAUGCUUGAGACGAGAGCAACAGUUCCAGACUUCUUACCUGCAUGACCCCAUUUUCAGACUUACUUCUUUUUGUGACCUGACAGCUUUGAAGAUGCCAUUUUGUAGAGCAGCAUGGCAUCUGCCGCACAGCAUGAUCUCACACACUGUACAUGCAAGGUCACAUGGAGCAAAUGGCAUCCUCCACACCUCAUGAUCACCGUAAAUGCAUCUGCUGAUGGCACGAGUGCAGUCCCAUCUGCUGAUGGCACAAUCCCACUUGGAGUCACAACCCAUAGUCUGGGAACCACUGUUCUAGAGUUUCAACAGUAGAACCUCAGAGUUAUGAAUACCUCAGGAAGGGAGGUUAUUUGUAACUCUGAAAUGUUCAUAACUGAACAAAACAUAUGGUUCUUCCAAAGUUUACAACGGAAUAUUGACUUAAUACAGCUUUGAAACUUUACUAUGCAGAAGAAAAAUGCUGCUUUCCCUUCUUUUAGUAGCUUGCUUUUAACACAGCACUCUACUGUAUUUGCUUUCCCCUUUCUCCUCCUCCCACCCCCAGGCUCUGCUGCUGUCUGACUGUGUACUUCCAGUUCCAAAUAAGGUUUGUGACUGGGCAGUUUGUAACUCAGAUUCUCCUGUGUUUCCAACUGACUGACUUGAGAGAGUUCCUUUGUCAUCUAAACCACAGCAAGACUACACACAGGAGUGAGGUGGUGAUGAUUGACUCUUGCUUAGAACACUCCUUGCCCCUCUCCAAUCCCUCAGAAUGUUCCCCAACUGACUCAUUUCCGUGUCCCUUAGUCAGGUUUUCAGGUUUAGAACCAACAGUGAGACUGCUUGAAGGAGGGAGAGAGGAGGGUGAGGGGUUGAGGCACUAUUGCUGAAAAGGAGGUAGAGCUGAAAGCUGAUAUGUUUACUUCCUUUGUACUCAAAAGAUUCUGAAUGGAAAGGGCAAAUCUAGUAGAUCUUAAAAUUCUGCUCUGAAGCUGUCCUUCAUUUUUAUUUCUGUUUCAGGUUAAAUGUGUAUGUCGAAGUGGAUUUUAAAAUAUUUGUACAGAAUAAUAGAUUAUUGGACUGAGUUCUCCUGGGGAGAAGAUUUGAAAAGAAGCUCUUCUCUAGCAUCUCACCUCUACAGCAGCUCUGCUUCUCUCCUAGUGUUCUGGAGACAGUCUUGCCAUAAAUUGCAACCACUUUCCAUUAUAAAGCUCUACUUUAGCCCCUUGUAACUUUGGCUCAGAUCAUGGGUUUGGCCUGAAAGUGGUAUGAUUUACUAAGAAGGGGGUCAGUGCAAGGUUUGAGGAAAUUCAUCACGUUUUGAGCUUUAUGUAAUUAAAAAGCUAUCCUAAUCUGAAGUUUGAACUUCUGUCCAAUGUUCUCUCCUAGCUCAAAAUCAGCUUAAAACCCCUUAAAGCUCCCUAAAGUCAGGUCCUGCCUAUAUGCUGCAAUUAAGCAAAGUUCAUAGAAACGUAGGGUUGGAAGGGAAUUUGAGAGCUCUUCUAAUCCAACUCCUUAUGCUGAGACAGGGCCAGCAAGACUAUUCCUGACUGACGUUUUCUAACCUGUUCUUAAAAACCUCCAAUGGCAGGGAUUCCACCACCUACCUUGAAGGCCUAUUCUAGUUGUUGGUGUCACUAAGCAUAAACCUAAGUAACUUAGGAAAGUGAAAGGCAAUAAGAAUAUAAGGUCUCCCUGUUUCAGGCCUCUAGUGAACAAGAGUCCUUCCAUGUUUAAACUCUCAUCGACCUCAGAGGCUGGCAGAGGGGAAAGGCCAGGUGCACCAGCCCUUAUCAGUUGUAAGGCUGCUCAAACUGGUAUGGAGCAAAAAUAAUGAAGCCUGCAUACUUUUGGUCAAGGGAGAGGAGAUAAUGGUUUACAAAGACAAGGUCGUAAUUCAC
This is a messenger RNA of Chelonoidis abingdonii (Abingdon island giant tortoise), 3805 nucleotides long. The record is from RefSeq and is a predicted model, not a curated record. Lineage: Eukaryota; Metazoa; Chordata; Testudines; Testudinidae.